CUCUCUCUCUCUUUCUCUACACACAUUCGCGACUGCACUGCGCUUGUGGAUUCUGAGCUGUGUUGCUCACGUACAGCAGAGGAGCUGGAUCCUGAACUUGUGGCUAUUGCCGGCCACAGCAUAGGACACCAAUGUGGUGACAUGGUGUCAACACACUGGCAUCUCGAGUUCCCUGCACACAUGCAACCAAGGCCCAUUGCAGACUCCAGGCUCACUCAGAGCUGCCAUUCCCAUUUCUGCUGUGCCCAGAUGUACCCUGCCAACCCUCCUUUGCCGGAUGAAUUCCAUCCCUUCAUUGAAGCACUAUUGCCCCACGUCCGAGCCUUCGCGUACACAUGGUUCAACCUGCAAGCCAGGAAGCGAAAAUACUUCAAGAAGCACGAGAAACGUAUGUCCAAGGAAGAAGAGCGAGCCGUGAAGGACGAGUUACUGAGCGAGAAGCAGGAGGUGAAACAGAAAUGGGCGUCCAGGCUCCUGGCCAAGCUCCGCAAGGACAUUCGGCCUGAGUACCGGGAGGAUUUUGUCCUCACCGUCACCGGCAAGAAACCCCCUUGCUGCGUCCUGUCCAACCCGGACCAGAAGGGUAAAAUGCGCCGCAUCGAUUGCUUGCGCCAAGCAGACAAGGUGUGGAGGCUAGACCUGGUUAUGGUGAUUUUAUUCAAAGGUAUUCCGCUGGAAAGUACUGACGGGGAGCGGCUGGUGAAAUCCUCACAGUGCUCGAACCACGGGCUGUGCGUACAACCGCAUCACAUAGGAGUUUCGGUCAAGGAACUCGAUUUGUACUUGGCGUACUUCGUGCAAGCUUCGGAUUCAGGUCAGUCUGAAAGUCCCAGCCAGGGAAGCGAGGAUAUCAAGGACCAGCCAGAAAAUGGACAUUUGGGCUUCCAAGACAGUUUUGUCACAUCAGGCGUGUUCAGUGUCACUGAGCUCGUGAGAGUGUCACAAACACCGAUAGCCGCUGGGACCGGCCCGAAUUUUUCCCUCACGGAUCUGGAGGGUUCUUCGUAUUAUACAAUGAGUCCUGGAGCCAUGAGGAGAUCUCUUCCCAGCACAUCUUCAAGCAGUUCUACAAAACGCCACAAAUCUAUGGAAGAUGAAAUGGACAGCCCUGGAGAAGAGCCUUUUUAUACCAACCAAGGCCGAUCCCCAGGGAGUGGAAGCCAGUCUAGCGGUUGGCACGAGGUGGAACCAGAUGUGAAAAUGUGUUCCUUUAGUGAUCUCACACACUCCAGAAUCACCCACCUGAAGUCGGCAGAUUUGCAUUCAAGAAUGCCAUCGCCUACUACAUUAAAGAAGUCAGAGAAGUCUGGUUUCAGCAGCCCCACGCCAUCGCUGAGCUCUUCCCCUCGAACAGCUUUUACACAUCACCAUCGUCCAGUGAUUACAACACCCAGAGCGAGUCCCCAUGCAGCAUCCUCAACUCUACAUUUCCCAACGUCUCCCAUCAUCCAACAGCCAGGCCCGUACUUCUCCCACACAGCCAUCCGCUAUCAUCCACAUCCCAGUCAGGAAUCUCUGAAGGAAUUUGUCCAGCUUGUGUGCCCUGAUACCAGUCAGCAAUCCGGACAAGUGGGCUUCCUAAACCCCAAUGGAAGCAGCCAAGGCAAAGUCCACAAUCCAUUCCUCCCCACCCCAAUGUUGCCCCCCCCACCGCCCCCGCCAAUGGCUCGGCCCGUGCCCCUGCCAGUGCCAGAUACAAAACCCAGCACCACAUCCACAGACGGAGGAGCUGCUUCGCCCGCUUCGCCCACCUACUCGACGCCCAGCACCUCCCCUGCAAACCGAUUCGUGAGUGUUGGACCACGGGAUCCUAACUUUGUAAAUAUCCCUCAACAGCCACAGUCUUGGUACCUGGGAUAAAGUCCAUAGUUUCCCGCCAUCCAGCAAACAGAUCACCCAAGUCCUUCCCAACUCUGUAACGUGGGAGCAAGACUUCGUCACUUCAAGCUGUGUGUGUGGGGAAAGUGGGGGGGUUGGGGGUGGGGGGAGGGGGAGAGGGGAGAUCAAUAGAAUUCCAACACAAGAAAAGCGACAUGAAAACAGCGAUGACUAAAGACUGAAAAACGAAGAUCACGACAAUGGAUUUGCUCAGAAUCAAUCGGUGGCACUCGUUCUGUUUGGCACCGUGCGACUGAUUAAGGAUCUGGUACUGAGAUGAUUGAAAUACGUAGAAAUAUGUUUAGCAACUCCUAAAGUGUCUUGUUGGUACACGAUACCAAGACUGGUGUCUGAGCACAGGACAGAUAUAGUCUCCCUCUCUCCUCAACCCCCACCCUCCCCAUUUACCCAUUGCCUAAUGAUUAAGCACUUAAUGUCAAACAAUCUUGGUCCGACUAUAAAACUCUGAGCAUCUAAAUUACCAGCGAAAAGAUAGCGAAACACACAUAUUUUUUGAAGUUCGUAGCUAAACCCUCGGAGAUAUAAAAUACGAUUAAACCAUGGACAUAGCUGGAGCAUAUCACAAAAUAAUAGCCUUUGAUUUAAACCCCUUUCCCUCUCCACCCCGAGCUCCCCAACUCCAAAACUUAGAUUAAAAUGCUAACCCACUGCUAAUGUUAGCACCGCACUCAGUGUUAUAUCACGCUGAUGGGUUAACCCCUUCCCUCCCCACCUCCCCUUCACCAUCACCCCGCCGCCCAAACAAAAACAAAAAAUGUCCAAACAUCUCGCGGAAAUCAAACGUUUAUAAAAAAAAUGCUGCACUCACGCUGUUCGUUUUGUUCAGUCUCUUAAAACGACGAGAGAGAGAAAUAUUAGAAGAAGAUAGAAAGCGUGCGAAAGAGAGAGAGAGAGAUAGAUAGAUAGAGAGAGAGAGAGAGGAAUCCAUAUAAGCUGGGAAGGAUGGUCUGUUUUGAUUGAAAUAGAUGAAAAUCGAUCAUUAAUUUGAUUCAUUAAUUGAGUAAAGUGCAAUUUUAUUGGAAUAGUUAAAUAUCUUUGUAUGAUAGAGAUUGUUGAAAACAAAAAUCCUAUAUUCCUUUUUUUUUUCCAAGUCCUCCCAUCCCUGGACUCUAAACUGUUUGGGGUGAAAA
Molecule: messenger RNA, 3029 nt
Organism: Callorhinchus milii (elephant shark)
Lineage: Eukaryota; Metazoa; Chordata; Chondrichthyes; Chimaeriformes; Callorhinchidae
Gene: nfia
Product: nuclear factor I/A
Exons: 12
Coding region: 142-1860 (572 amino acids)
Biological process (GO): regulation of transcription by RNA polymerase II
Cellular component (GO): nucleus
Molecular function (GO): RNA polymerase II cis-regulatory region sequence-specific DNA binding; DNA-binding transcription factor activity, RNA polymerase II-specific
Source: RefSeq, a predicted model, not a curated record